AUGGCAUCAAACGUAUUGGAAUACGAAGGAUGUAAUUAUUUUAGACAGAGGCUGUUGCAAUCUACUUUAAGUGGUAAAUCGGUUCGUAUUUCAAAAAUUCGGCAUCGGGAUGAAAAUCCAGGUCUUCGAGAACCAGAACUUUGUUUUCUUAAAUUACUUGACAAGAUGACAAAUGGUUCCAAAAUUGUUGUUAAUGAAACUGGUACUUCAAUUUUAUACCAUCCUGGAUUGCUGACCGGAGGAAGUUUUGACCAUGAAUGUCACAAAGACAGAGCCAUUGGAUAUUAUUUGGAACCACUAAUGUGCAUAGCUCCAUUUGCAAAGAAGCCACUAAAGGCUGUUUUACGUGGAGUAACGAAUGAUGAGUAUGAUGCUUCAGUAGACCAUAUCAGAUAUUCCAGUUUACCUGUUUUGAAAACUUUUCUUGGUACAGAUGAAGGCUUAGAAUUAAAGACAACUCGUAGGGGACCAGCACCUGAAGGAGGAGGAGAAGUUGUGUUUACCUGUCCAUGUCGUCAAAAACUUCGUCCAUUCAAUUUCACUGAUCCUGGAAAAGUGAAAAAAAUCCGUGGAACUGCCUGGUGUGUACGUGUUGCUCCUGCCACAGUAAAUAGAUUAGUUGAAGCAGCCCGAGGGAUACUCAACCAGUUCCUCCCAGAUAUCUACAUCCAUACAGACCACUGCAGAGGUAAAGAAUGUGGCAAAUCUCCUGGCUUUGGCCUAACACUUGUAGCAGAAACCACAAAAGGUGCAUAUUUUUCUGCAGAAGCAAUAUCCAAUCCAAAAGGCUCUGACAAAGGACCAUCAACUGCUGAAGAUAUUGGUAUGAAGGCUGCAUAUUUAUUGUUAGAAGAAAUCUACAGGGGUGGUUGUGUUGAUUCCACCAAUCAGAGCAUGGCUGCAUUACUGAUGGUACUGGGUGCACAGGAUGUAUCAAAAGUGCAGACAGGUCCACUCUCUCCUUACACAAUGGGUGUAAUGAAACACAUAAAAGAUUUCUUCCAAGUGAUAUUCAAAGUGGAUGAACAGAAAAAAGAAGACGAAGAAGAAGAGGAAUUAAAGCUGGGUGGAGAGAAGCUCAUUCUAACCUGUGUCGGUAUUGGAUAUUCAAAUGUCAGCAAGGCAAUUUUGUAA
Messenger RNA from Acanthosepion pharaonis, 1134 nucleotides. The record is from the annotation of a GenBank genome assembly. Lineage: Eukaryota; Metazoa; Mollusca; Cephalopoda; Sepiida; Sepiidae.